Chara braunii is the source of this 3831-nucleotide messenger RNA. The record is from the annotation of a GenBank genome assembly. NCBI's taxonomy places the organism in Eukaryota, Viridiplantae, Streptophyta, Charophyceae, Charales, Characeae.
GCGGUCAGAUACAUUUUGCAAACGCCGGUAUGAGUAUACCCUAAUUGGUUGGUUCUCAGAUCGCCGCCAUCUCGCAUCGGCGCCACCGAUGGUGAAAUUGCAGCGGAGAAACUGACAGCAGAAGUUUAAGGAGAUCAGGAUUGGGAGAGAGCAAUGAUGCUGGAGAUGGAGUGACCUGCAUUUACAGAAAAAAAAAAAGGAAAAAAAAAAAAAAAAAAGAGAAGAAAAAAAGAAAGAAAAUGCCGUUUUCAGCAGUGGCAGGGGUGAGGGUUGGGAUCGGGAUUGGUGGAGGAGGCCGUUGUUGUUGUUGUCGCACAAUGAUGUUCCGUACGGCAGCAAAUCCGACGGCAGCUGUCGCACAGUGUUUAGCAGGCCGGGGCCGAAAGGUGACCCUGGCGGCUCUCCUCCUCGGCCGUGGAUCCCCCCUGUCUUCUGCUGGCUAUGGCGGCGGUCUGGGCUCCUGGGCCAUCGAGGGUGACGCUGCUCAGUCACUCUGGCCCUGGUCGCUUGCAAAGAGAAGACCUCCUCCUCUGACGUGGGACGAGUCUCCCAGUCAACGUCUGGCGUGGCACAUACCUGCCGGUCAAUGCUCUUCGUGGAACCAGUCCUCCGGUCAACGGUCGACUGGGAAUGAUUCUGUCGGUCAACAUUCGAGGCGAAAUGCGUCUACCAGUCAACGUCCCAUGCGAAAAGAGUUUGCCGGUCAACGCCCGAUGCCAAGCGAGUGUGCUGGUCAACGUCCGAUGUGGAACCAGUCUUCCGGUCGGACUGAUUCACCCGGUCAACGUCUGAGGCGAAAUGAGUCUGCCGGUCAACGUCCGAUGCGAAAAGAGUCUGCAGGUCAACGUCCGAUGCGAAAAGAGUCUGCAGGUCAACUUCCGAUGCCAAUCGAGUGUGCCAGUCAACGUCCGACGUGGAACCAGUCCUCCAGUCGGAAUGAUUUUGCCGGUCAACGUCCGAGGCGAAACGAGUCUGCCGGUCAACGUCCGAGGCGAAAAGAGUCUGCCGGUCAACGUUCGAUGCCAAGCGAGUGUGCUGGUCAACGUCCAAUGUGGAAUCAGUCUUCCGGUCAACGUCUGAUGUUGAACGAUUGUGCCGGUCAGCGCCUUGAUGGAUUGUUCCCGGGGAAUGUUUGGCCUACAAGUGUUGCUGCGGGCAAAUGGGCUGCAGAGAAGGAGAUGAGCGGAGCGUCCGGAGGGAGGAGGAGGAGGAGCUCGGCGACGGAGAGUGCUCAUGCAGGGAUGACGUGGAAGAGGACAGAGGAGUUUGAGAGGGUGGAUCGGGAGGGAAGGGAAGAAGGCAAGAGAGAGGAGAUGAAAAAGAGUUACUCUGUUGAAGAUGAGAUGGUGGUUGAAAACAACCCUCCUGCAGCUGCUACUGCUGGUGCUGGUGCUUUGAUUGGAGAUGUACUUGAUAGAUCGCACUUUGACAGGAAGGUUGAUGUUGUUGCUCUUCUGGUGGGGAUAGAGAUGUGCGGAAAUCUUGUCAGGCGACUGUCAGGGCAUCUACUUAACUUGCCACGUGUCAAGAACGUGGUUCACGUUCCUCCUCCUGAUGAUGAUGAUGAUGAUGAUGAUGAUGAUGAGGAGGAUAUGGAUAUGGGGGAAAGGCGAAAUACCGCGAGGGAGAAGAUAGGAGAGGAGGACAACCUGGUGCAAGAUUUGAGUUGGGAUCUCGGCGAGGACCCUGGCGAGGGCGAGGACCUCCGUCAGUCGGUUAUAGCUGCCGUUUACGGGCAGGGCGGGCGGUUGCGGAAGAAACCACAUGUGCUUAAAGGCAAACAGGAGAAAAGACGAUCACAACGAGGUGUUGGAGGAAACAUCUUGGCCGCCGAGAACAACAACAUCAAUGGACGAUCUGAUGCUGGUCAGCCUUUGAGUUGGCCGAUGGGAAGUGAGAGGCCCAGGGCUGUUCAAGUGCAAGUGGUUAAGGGUGAAAGACAGAGGCUUCGCAGGGCCAGAGGUGGUUUGGAAGCAUCCUCCCGGCUUCUGCUGCUCGAUUCCAGAUAUGCAGCGGCGAGGACCUUAAGCGAGCUUCCUGAACCACUCAAGGUUUUGAUAGAGUCAUCAUUGACAAACGUGGAAAUAAACGAUAGGCUUCCAGAAACGUUGGGCAAUGGUCAAUUCAAAUCAUCUCAGGAGGAGUUUUCAGGUGCCUCUCUGCAUGCGGUACUACAGCAGUCAGAAAAUACGGCCUUCGUUGAGCUCGUUCGGUGCAAAUUGAUACUCGGAUAUGAUUACUGGAGUGCAGAAGAGGUACUCAAGGAGAUGUUACCAGAUGGGUGUUUGAUACCUACUUCAUUUGAAACAAUUGGGCACAUUGCACACAUGAAUUUGAGGGAGGAGCAUCUUCCAUACAAGAGAGCGAUUGGUCAGGUGAUGCUGGAUAAGAAUUGGCCACGUAUCAGAUCUGUGGUUAACAAGUUGAAUGCGAUCGACAGCGCUUACCGAACGAUGGAGUUGGAACUCCUUGCAGGAGAUCAGGACAUGCAGACUGUACUCAUCGAACAUGGAUUAUCAUUCCAUGUUGAUUUUGCGAGUGUGUACUGGAAUUCAAGGCUGGCGACCGAAAGGCAGAGGUUGAUAAGGAAAUUCGGAAAGCGUGACAUUAUCUGCGAUGUUUUCAGUGGUGUUGGUCCUCUGGCUAUCGCGGCAGCGAAAAAAUGCCUCUUUGUGGCAGCAAAUGAUCUGAAUCCUACGGCUGUGAACCUGCUUCGGAAGAACGCUGCGCUAAAUGGUGUUGCAGGCAAAAUGUCGAUCUACCAGAUGGACGGUUGGGAUUUCAUCAGAGAAGUCCUGAAGGGCUCAUCGGCUGUCUUCAUGACCCAUGUGGUGAUGAACCUUCCCGGCGAUGCUAUCGAGUUCCUUGAUGCGUUCAAGCAUGCAUUUGACAGAGAGGCGUGGGGAAGGAAUCGUCAGUUGCCGAUGGUGCAUGUUUAUGGAUUCACCAAGUCUGCAGAUCCAGAAAAAGAGAUAAAAGAGAGAAUAGAGGCUUCUCUUGGUGCGGGUCCAGAGGAUAUCGAGUUCUAUCGCGUGCGACUAGUUGCUCCUGGGAAAUUCAUGCUGUGUGCAUCAUUCAGGCUACCUAACAGUGUCGCCUUUCGGAAUUGAUUGACUAGUAAUCACUACAUCAACUGGAGGAUCGUAGUCCACAUCAUCAUCAUCAUCAUCAUCAUCAGCAGCAGCAGCAGCAACAACAGGAGCAGUGCAGCUGCAUUCUUGAAAGGCUGUCUGGGAUCCAUGCACGAUUCCCAUGUUCUGUGGUUGUCCCCGUUGUUUAUGAGGCAGAGAACGGGCCGGGUGUGUUCCAUAGUGGAACUGCAGGGCUUUGAGACGAGACAGUCAUCAAGCGGUAUGUCCUGGGUAGCGCGGGACACCCAUCGUUGCCAUGGAUUAUUAAGCCUGUGGGGGGCCAAACGAGAUCGGCAAGGGAAGUAACAUCCGAUGACUGCCACAGAAUGGCAAGGAGUUGGAUGUGUUCCAUAGUGGAACUGCAGGGCUUCGAGACAGGACAGUUAUCGAGCGGUGUGUCCUGGGCGGCGCGGGCAAUGGAUUAAGCCCGUGGUGGGCCGAAAGAGGUCAGCAAGGGAGGUAACAUUGGAUGGCUGCCAUACAACGGCAAGGAGUUGUAUAAAGUGCAUGAUUGGAAAAUUGAAGGCUGUGUGGAGAAACUUCAUCCACCAACAAAUAGGGAACAUGAAGACGUUCUGCAAGGAGUUCAUGGCCAUCUGCAUCGUGCACAACAUUCUCAUGGAAUCGGAGUUCGGUAUUGAUGAGUUGCCGUCACUGUUUCACAUGGUGACAGCCAGCGCAGUAAACGUCACCAGCAUGC